Molecule: messenger RNA, 768 nt
Organism: Dictyostelium purpureum
Lineage: Eukaryota; Evosea; Eumycetozoa; Dictyosteliales; Dictyosteliaceae
Exons: 2
Coding region: 1-768 (255 amino acids)
Biological process (GO): endosomal transport; double-strand break repair via homologous recombination
Cellular component (GO): lysosome; AP-type membrane coat adaptor complex; cytosol
Source: RefSeq, a predicted model, not a curated record
AUGGUAUAUGGUUUCAUAAUUCACUCUAUAGAUUAUAAUUUUGGUCAACAACAGCAACAACAGCAACAACAACAACCUCCAUUUGUUUAUUUAUCACAAUUUUAUACAUCAGAAGGAAAUGAUAAAGAUUUUAUAAAAAGACAAAAUGCGAUUAUUGAAAAGGUUUUAAAAGAUUAUUCAUUUAAAUUUCAAUGUGAACACACCAAACCUGAUGAAAAGCUAUACCCAGAUUGGGCAUUUUCAUACUCACAAAGAAACAAUGCAAAUUUUAUUGAUAUCAGAGGUGAAAACAGUUCAAAAGAAGGUAUAUUUAGAAUUAUUCCAAUUAAUAAAUUAAAGCAUCAAAAACAGCAACAAUCACAACAACAAUCACAACAACAACAAUUUUUACAACAAUUUAAUUUUUCAAAUCAAUUUAAUCAAUCUUCAAAUGAUGAUACUUCAACCUCAUUAUCUGAUCCUUCUUUGUAUGUUUCAACUCCAAAAUUUGUAAUUUGGAAAAAACUUUUAGGAGUUUGUUUUACAAUCAUUUGUGAAGAAGAUGAAAAUAGACUAUUAGUUUCAAAUUUUUUAACAAUGUUUAGUAAUGUUAUUUUAGAUAAUUUUAAAACUACUAUCUCCAAAACAUUACCACAAGAAAUUUUACCAAAAUCAGACGAAAUUUUAUUAUUAUUAAAUAGCUAUUUACCAAAUGGCCAACUAUUAUUUAUAUCGAAUCAAUUCUCAAAACAAAUCAAAACAAAUAUACAAACAUUACAACAAUCCUAA